UUCGAGUCACGCUCACGCAUCCUCAAUAAAGUGGAACUGAGAACGCGCCGAGAAUGCCAGCGGCUGUCGUAUCCUUGUUUCAUCCUUGCCAGGCGCGAGGACUUUCAAACGUGAGUGCCACCGUCCUUGGUUCCCGCGCCCUGCGUAGCCGUCGCCGCCGGCGCCGCCGCUGCCCGGUUGGGAAACGUCAACGGUCUGCGAAGGCCGCCCGAAGGACGGAGAAGCAUGACCGUCUGGGAGCGGCUGCGUAACCCGUGCGGAUGGCGCGCGGGCGCCAAGCAGAUCUCUGUAGACGCGAUGCUGCCGCUGCUGGUGGUGCCGAUCCUGGCGGUGAUCGCCGCCCAGGCCUUUCUCUGCACGGUAGUCGUGUUCCUGGUUACGCCGGUCCUCGUUUACUACCUGCAUCACAACUUCCUCAGGUUUCUACUGCGCACUAAGUUCUUCCUCAUGUGGACUAUCACUAGCGUGCUGAUGAUGAUGCUGGUAUUCGAAAUGAGCGUCGUGCCGCUGCUCGAGAUCUUGCCCGAGGAGAAUUUUGUCUUUAUGAUGUGCGUGGUCGGUGGCAUGUGGUGCGGCUACAAAACCAAGCUGAACGCCGACGUUGCCGCGGCGCAGGAAGGUGGUGCCAUAGUCGGCACUUCGCAGAGCCUGGAGCUCGGCGAGGGCAGCGGCGAGCUCUGCAUCACAUGCAGAAGAAGAGCGCCACCCAGAGCUCACCACUGCCGCUUGUGCCAGACUUGUAUACUCAACAGGGAAUAUCAUUGCAAAUGGUUAGAUUGUUGCAUAGGUUCCAGCAAUUUAAGGUGGUACCUAGGUUGUUUAUUCUUUUCUGCGUUUGCUUUUAUAUAUGGUUCCAACUUGACUAUGACUAGUGUUUGCCAUCCAUUUAUACUCAUCGGAACCAUACUCCUGCCGGAUGACUGCAGCGACGUGUAUCAUCAGUUAGACAUUGCGCUUUGCUUCGUCUCCGCUCUGUACAGCAUCCUCGUGGGCCUAGUGGUCUUUUGUUAUCUCAUCUAUCACCUAUGGUUGUUCUCGAUCGGCAUGACAUCGAAUGAGCGACAACUGGAUAUAAAAAAUCAGUACAGCCAUGGAAUGUUGAAGAACUUGUCCCGGCUGUUCUGCUGCAAAACUUAGGAAUGUAUAUUAUUUGUAAGCUAGGUCACUGAAUUUUACUUUACACACACGGUGUAUCUAUUACAUUUUGUACAAAGGAUGUGAAAUCAAAUUGAACGAACUAGAGAAUGAAUGCGGCCAAAAUAUUCGUCAUAGCGUUAAGCCUACGCGUAAUAAUCAACUUGGAAUGGUGAUUGGGAUGCAAUUACCAUUAACAUCGGCUCAAUUUCACACCAUUUUCAUCUUAAUGUAUCCUGAUAUCUACGAUUCACAAUUCAUGGAAAGUAUAAUAGGUAUGUUACUUCCAUAAUAUUAAACGAAAUCAUGUUCACAACAUAUCAUGGGGCAUCAAGACAUCCUUAAUGUAUCAUUAUGCAUACCAUUUGUAUAUUUAUUGUAACUGUGAUAAAAUGGCCAUUGUACGAGUAAUAUAGUAAAUUGUAUUAAUUAAGUACACACAUACAUAUAAAUACUCUAAAGUAAGUUCAUGAAAAAAGAAAUUUAAAUACGUGUAUGUGUACAGUAAUAGCUUAUGUUUUAUUCUACGUAAAAAAAAGAAA
Molecule: messenger RNA, 1676 nt
Organism: Monomorium pharaonis (pharaoh ant)
Lineage: Eukaryota; Metazoa; Arthropoda; Insecta; Hymenoptera; Formicidae
Gene: GABPI
Product: palmitoyltransferase ZDHHC23
Exons: 4
Coding region: 226-1137 (303 amino acids)
Biological process (GO): protein targeting to membrane; peptidyl-L-cysteine S-palmitoylation
Cellular component (GO): endoplasmic reticulum; Golgi apparatus
Molecular function (GO): protein-cysteine S-palmitoyltransferase activity
Source: RefSeq, a predicted model, not a curated record